GCCUGCAGGUAGGAUUCUGCUUCCUUCUUAGAUCCUGGGUUAGAAGUGUGACCUGAGGGAAAUUUACACACCGGCGAUCCUGGGCGUCCUUAGGCUGGCGGUGAUUCCGUCCCAGAGUCACAAAGUUCCGGGCUUGGCUAUUUGGGAAGGGAGUCCCGGAAACUUCCCGAGGGGGCCUUUCACCGCCCUCCUUACCCUCCCCCUUCCCCCAGGUAGCUGCGGGCGCCCGGAGUCCUCGCCCAGACUGCGCCCGCUCCCGGGGGUUGCCCUCUCGGGGCAGCGCGUCCACCCUGGUGUUUCUGCUUGUGGUCGAGUGGGCCAGGCGCUGAAAUGGGAAGAGCCCCGUGGACACGAAGCCGGGUUCCGAGCCCCGAGCUGGAGCCCUGAGCCCUGAAGCUUUUCGCCGGCUAGGCUCGGGAACCAGCCCCGCCGCUCCGCGCGCGCUCCGGACGCAGACUCUGCUGCUUGGGAUUAGUGCCAUGCCGAGCAGGAUGGGGUCCAAGACCAACGUGGGCCCGGAGAGCAUUCGCAUUAAGGCGCACUACAACGGGGAUAUGCUUAUAACCCACCUGGAUUCAUCCAUGACCUAUGAUGAACUCUGUGAAGAAGUGAGAGAAAUGUGCAGUUUACACCAGCAACAGCCGAUCACCCUUAAGUGGAUCGAUGAUGAAGGUGACCCAUGUACCAUAUCUUCUCAGAUGGAACUGGAAGAAGCUUUUCGCCUGUACUGUCAACACAGAGAUGAAGGGCUCAUCAUUCACGUUUUUCCGAGCAUCCCAGAGAAGCCAGGAAUGCCCUGCCCAGGGGAAGACAAAUCAAUCUACCGCCGAGGGGCCAGAAGAUGGAGGAAGCUCUACCGAGUGAAUGGGCAUCUGUUUCAAGCCAAACGUUUUAACAGAAGAGCAUACUGUGGCCAGUGCAGCGAAAGGAUAUGGGGUCUCGGAAGGCAAGGCUACAAGUGUAUCAACUGCAAAUUACUGGUCCAUAAACGUUGUCAUAUACUUGUACCACUGACCUGCAAAAGGCAUAUGGAUUCGGUGAUGCCUUCCCAAGAACCUCAAAUAGAUGAUAAAAACGAUGAAGUCGACCUUCCCUCCGAAGAAACUGAUGGACUUGCUUAUAUUUCCUCAACCCGGAAACAUGACAGCCUUAAAGAUGAUUCUGAGGACAUUAAGCCAGUUAUUGAUGGAAUGGAUGGAAUUAAAAUAUCUCAGGGGCUCGGGCUGCAGGACUUCGAUUUAAUCAGAGUUAUUGGACGGGGAAGUUAUGCCAAAGUUCUCUUAGUGCGGUUGAAAAAGAAUGAUCAGAUUUAUGCCAUGAAGGUAGUCAAAAAGGAGUUGGUCCACGAUGAUGAAGACAUCGACUGGGUACAGACAGAGAAGCAUGUAUUUGAACAGGCCUCCAGCAACCCAUUUCUUGUGGGCCUACAUUCCUGCUUCCAGACUACGAGUCGGUUAUUCCUUGUCAUCGAGUAUGUGAAUGGAGGGGAUCUCAUGUUUCAUAUGCAAAGGCAAAGAAAGCUUCCGGAGGAGCACGCCAGGUUUUAUGCUGCUGAAAUAUGUAUUGCUCUAAACUUCCUCCAUGAACGGGGAAUUAUCUACAGGGACUUAAAACUAGAUAAUGUCCUCUUAGAUGCGGAAGGUCACAUCAAAUUAACAGAUUACGGAAUGUGCAAGGAAGGAUUGGGCCCAGGUGACACAACAAGCACUUUCUGUGGGACACCAAAUUACAUCGCCCCAGAAAUCCUAAGGGGAGAAGAAUACGGGUUCAGUGUGGACUGGUGGGCCCUUGGCGUCCUGAUGUUUGAGAUGAUGGCGGGAAGAUCGCCAUUUGAUAUAAUCACAGACAAUCCGGACAUGAACACUGAAGAUUACCUCUUCCAAGUUAUCCUUGAGAAGCCUAUCCGAAUCCCCAGAUUUCUCUCUGUCAAAGCCUCCCACGUCUUAAAAGGAUUUUUAAAUAAGGAUCCCAAAGAGAGGCUUGGUUGCCAACCGCAAACGGGAUUUUCAGAUAUCAAGUCUCACACGUUCUUCCGCAGCAUAGACUGGGAUCUGCUGGAGAAGAAGCAAGCCCUUCCUCCAUUUCAGCCUCAGAUAACCGAUGAUUAUGGUCUGGAUAACUUUGAUACACAGUUCACCAGCGAACCUGUGCAGCUAACCCCAGAUGACGAGGAUGUAAUAAAAAGAAUAGACCAGUCCGAGUUUGAAGGAUUUGAAUACAUCAAUCCCUUGUUGCUUUCUACAGAAGAGUCAGUAUGAAGAAAUGGCAUCUCCAUUGUGGACAAAUAAUGUGAAUGAACUUUUAAAUUUCUCCCUAACUACAGUAUAUGCAUGCAAGGCUGGGGAACUGUAAGGUUUUGAGUGGAGACCAAUGAUUUUUUUAAAAAUUGCUGCUGAAAAUCAAAGAAGAGAAUAGAUUUUGGUGGGUGUCUUCCUCUAAGUAAUACUGGUUUUUAAGAGUUUGGGGCCGUGACGCGACUGGCUUCUUUUCUGAGGGAAUGUGCACACGUGCCUGCUUCCUUGAAGAAUUCCUGUUCGCUACGUACUCGGGAAAGGAAUGUUCAAACGACUUUGAAGGUGCACACUUUCUACAAAACAAAACUUGAUGCAAUGGCCGAGAAAUUCAAGAAAAUUAAAAGUGUAAUAUCCUGAAGAAUAAAAUGUUACCGUGGUGUUGAACCUCA
Molecule: messenger RNA, 2683 nt
Organism: Sarcophilus harrisii (Tasmanian devil)
Lineage: Eukaryota; Metazoa; Chordata; Mammalia; Dasyuromorphia; Dasyuridae
Gene: PRKCZ
Product: protein kinase C zeta
Exons: 18
Coding region: 480-2258 (592 amino acids)
Biological process (GO): protein phosphorylation
Molecular function (GO): protein binding; ATP binding; protein serine/threonine kinase activity
Source: RefSeq, a predicted model, not a curated record